AAAGCUCAGCUGAACUAGUGAACUGCGUGCGGCUGUGAGUGUCUUCAAUCUCACUAAGAUUGGAUAGCCUUCUUCAAAACUUUGCAAAUCCAAACUAAUUCUCUUUUUCUGUGUGUAGUUUUUGCACGAGCUCAACUUAUCUAAUUAGCUAGCAGUUAGCUAUGUCUUUUGCAACUGAAGAGAAGAAAUUGGUUGUUAGGCUAUUGUUUGGCAUUGUAGAAGUUUUGGAGUCCAAGACACCUGAUGAAGCUGUGAACGUGGUGGAAGACUUUAUCCCCGGCAUCACACGUGCAAUCACCAAACGACCAAAUGGGAUCGAUCGUCAAAUCAAGCUUGAUUACUUGCUCCCGAUGCUCCUAGACCUUGUUCAGCUCAGAGAGGGUUUCAUCAAUUUGAGUUCCUUUAAAGCAAAGUUUGAUCAGAUUGGUGUCGCACUCAGGGCCGAGUUCAAAAAUUUUGACAAAUCCAAAACCGACCCCAUCGCUGCACUUGAUAAGCUUCUAAAGAUUGCUUCCCCAGAAACUGUCCCUCUCCCUUUGUCUCCACCUCCCGAAAGAUCCUCUCUUCACUUCACUCUCCCUCCACCAAAUUUAAAGGAUGAGAAACUAGCUGGAGAGAAUUCAGAAGAGUAUUGCAGUGCCUUUGUAGAUAGUCCUGCUCCAACUGAAUCUUCUUGUUCCCUGUCUUCUGAUGGAGAAGAUAGGACUAAGGUUGAGCAGCAAACCAAAGCCAGUAUUACGGAGAGCAUUCUGUAUACGUUCCCCUACGAUGUGACACCAGGGAUUAUUGAUCAGCUGCAAUCAAUUGCUGACUAUUCAAAUUGCAUCAUGACGCCCGUAAAGACGUUUCAAGGCACUUCUUUCUUUAUAAAUGCUGCUAAAGAGUGGGACCGGCGUAAGUGCAUUGAUGGCUUUCAUGAUUUUGAAAGAAAGCAUUCUUCUAAGAAAUUUGCCAAAAUGUCAUCUCUUCCCACUAGCCCAUUGAUGAGUCCAUCAAGAAGUCCCACCACAGAUAACGUCAAGUAUCAUCGUUCACAUUUACUUCAGAUAAAACGAAACCUGAGAACUGAAAGUCCGCAACUCUUAGAGUCUCUCUAUUUGAUUGGUCAGCACUACGACAUCCUAAUGUAGCUCUCUUCCCUUUACUUAAUGCAUGUAGUGACACAUUUUAACCCUUUAAUAAAUGUGAUCUGCAUAACCAAUUCAUUUGAGUUUACAGUCUCUCUCUCUCUCUCAGUUAUCACUUACAUUGUAUAUUAUUCAAAUCACUUACUUAAUCGCUUGUUAAUUUAAUAGGAUUUUUCAUCCAUCAUGAUCAUUUGUGCUUAUAAACACUUAUCAACAGACACUUUUACUUAUUCAUUUCUUCAUUCAUUUAUUCACUUCUUCAUUCAUUUAUUCACUUAUCUGUUAUGUUACGUAAAA
This is a messenger RNA of Amphimedon queenslandica, 1424 nucleotides long. RefSeq lists its product as uncharacterized. The transcript has 10 exons. Lineage: Eukaryota; Metazoa; Porifera; Demospongiae; Haplosclerida; Niphatidae. The record is from RefSeq and is a predicted model, not a curated record. The coding region runs from base 162 to 1130 and encodes 322 amino acids.